AGCGGACUCGGGAGCUUCAUUCGCAAUAUCAGUGAAAUCCUCGAGCAGCAUCGUCGUACUUUUUUUCCCUUUUCUUAAACCGUAUUCAUUCUAUUUUUCGCUCGGGUCAGCCGAAUAAUGGGAGAGCAUUUGUCCGAGUCACUUGUGUUCGCUCAUCGCCUUUUUCGCAAUACCUCCAAUCGCUCGAGAAUGGCCUCGUUGCUUGUUUGACACGACAGCGUCCACAGCUGCCGGCGCCGCCGCCGUUUUGCGCUCUUCCCCUCUCUUGAUUCCCCACUCCCUCUCUCUGUCUAUCCUCGCGCUCUCUCCCAAUCCCCGGCGCGCUUCGUUGGCGCUUCUCGCACUUCUCGCUUGAAGGCUCGAAGGGCUCGAACAACCAUUCAUUUGGAGCAACUGUUGGACCACGGUCGCUAGCAGCCCGCAGUCUUCACUCCGCUCGUUCGAAACCCGCCAUGGCUCCCGUGCUUGGAUACUGGGACAUUCGAGGGCUGGCGCAGCCCAUCCGUCUCCUGCUGGCCCACAUGGACGUGAAGGUGGAGGACAAGCGCUACUCGUGCGGGCCGCCGCCAGACUUUGACCGCAGUGCCUGGCUCAAGGACAAGCCCAACCUGGGUCUCGAGUUCCCAAACCUGCCCUACUACCUGGACGGGGACGUGAAGAUCACCCAGAGCAUGGCCAUCCUGCGCUAUCUCGCCAGGAAGCACGGCCUCGAGGGCAAGAGCGACGCCGAGAAGCUGCGGGUGGACAUGGCGGAGCAGCAGUUUGCCGACUUCCGCAUGAACUGGGUCCGCCUCUGCUACAACCCAGACUUUGACAAGCUGAAGGGGGAUUACCUCAAGGGCCUGCCCGCCUCCCUCAAGGCCUUCUCGGACUUCUUGGGCAGCCACAAGUACUUCGCCGGUGAAAACCUGACCUAUGUGGACUUCAUUGCCUACGAGAUGCUAUCCCAGCACCUGCUGUUUGCCCCAGACUGCCUGAAGGAGCAUGCCAACCUGAAGGCCUUCGUGGACCGUAUCGAGGCGCUGCCCCACGUGGCGGCCUACCUCAAGUCGGACAAGUUCAUCUCGUGGCCCCUCAACGGUGACAUGGCCAGCUUCGGCAGCAGGCUCAGCAAGAAGCCCUGAGGUCCGCAACGUCCGCUUGGCUGCACUAAUAAAACGGCAUUUCUCAUAA
Molecule: messenger RNA, 1173 nt
Organism: Ixodes scapularis (black-legged tick)
Lineage: Eukaryota; Metazoa; Arthropoda; Arachnida; Ixodida; Ixodidae
Product: glutathione S-transferase Mu 3
Exons: 7
Coding region: 453-1124 (223 amino acids)
Biological process (GO): glutathione metabolic process
Molecular function (GO): glutathione transferase activity
Source: RefSeq, a predicted model, not a curated record